AAUCAAUUUUGCUUCAGAUGUUAUUUGGAUAUCCAACAAAUAACUCACAACAUAAUGUGGUCUCUUGCAAAAUUAAAUAUAUUUCUUGUAGUUUUGGCAUUAGCCUUAACAACCAACACAGCGCUGCGGAUGCGCGGUGAGCCGUACGUGGGCAUAAGCAAUCGUUACACCCGCCCCGCUGGCGGACGUUCAACAUUUGCCACUAGCAACGGCUCUAGUCGCAUCAUCGGUGGCCAGGAGGCAGCAGAGGCGUCCGCACCGUGGCAAGUAUCCUUGCAGAAUAUCUACGGCAAUCACUUCUGCGGUGGCGCAAUCAUACACGAUCAAUACGUACUGACGGCAGCGAGUUGUGUGAGCGGCUUACAGAAGAGUUGGAUAAAAGUGAUCACCAGCACCAACGAUUGGAUGGGCUUGGCAUGGUACUAUGAUGUUACUGAAAUUUAUGUGCAUUGUAAUUUCGACAAACCGUUAUAUCACAAUGAUAUCGCACUUUUAAAACUGGCCACACUCAUUGCUUACGACGACCAAACGAAAAACAUCACUGUGGCUGAUGAGGAUGAGCUGGUAGAGGGCGAAACACUGACAAUGACCGGUUGGGGUAGCGCCACAGAGGGUGGCGCCUAUCCGAAUGCAUUAAAACAGUUAACAGCCACAUAUAUAUCGAACGAAAAAUGUCGCAGUGCUUAUGGUAACUCCAGUGAUGUAGACUUGGGGCACAUAUGUACCAGCUCGCCAGUGGGUGAGGGCACUUGUCACGGCGACACAGGCGGACCACUACUCAACGCGAAAGGGCUACUGGUGGGUAUUGGCAAUUGGGGUGUGCCAUGCGGUCGCGGUUUCCCUGAUGUUUUCGCUAAAGUUUCAUUCUAUGCCGAUUGGAUUCGUACAACAAUCAACGGUUGUCAAGCUAGUACGUAAAUAUUUAAAUGCUUAAAGGAUUUAAUAUGUUGAUUUUAAUAAAAUAUGACACACUUG
This is a messenger RNA of Ceratitis capitata (Mediterranean fruit fly), 975 nucleotides long. RefSeq names its product chymotrypsin-2. Bases 55 to 918 code for a protein of 287 amino acids. The transcript has a single exon. Gene Ontology annotation, molecular function: serine-type endopeptidase activity. NCBI's taxonomy places the organism in Eukaryota, Metazoa, Arthropoda, Insecta, Diptera, Tephritidae. Gene Ontology annotation, biological process: proteolysis. The record is from RefSeq and is a predicted model, not a curated record.